Acanthosepion pharaonis is the source of this 789-nucleotide messenger RNA. The record is from the annotation of a GenBank genome assembly. NCBI's taxonomy places the organism in Eukaryota, Metazoa, Mollusca, Cephalopoda, Sepiida, Sepiidae.
UUGCAACUUUCUUUCUUUCUUUUUUUCUUUCUUUCUUUAUUUAUUUAUUUAUGUAUUUCUUUCUUUCUUUCUUUCUUUCUUUCUUUCUUUCUUUAUUUCUCUCUUUCUUCUUCUUUCAUGUUUCUUAUUCGGCUUACAUUUUUUUUUUUACCUUUUCUUUUAAUUCUCCUCCCGUCCGUUUUAAUUUUUAUCUUCUCUCUUUCUUUUUACUCUCUUCCUGAUUAUCUGCUUUUAUUUUACUUUUUACUUUCUUUUUCGCCCCUUUGUUCAAUGGCCCGUUUACAUUGUUCUUUCUUCUCCCACCUUCUUCUUCCUAUUUUUAACCGUCUUUUCUUUCUUUCCUUCUACAAGGAUACUUCAUUCUUAAUUUUCUUCACACUCCUUUUCUUUCUCUUCUUCUUUUUUACUUUCUUCAUACUUUUUUCACGCAAUCCUUCUUUUCUUUUUUCUUCUUCUUUUUUCACCCAAUUCCUCUCCCGUUUUUCUUUUCUUUUCACCCAAUUCUUAUUCUUAUUCUUCCUUUUCUUCCUUUACACCCAUUUUUCUUCACUUUUCUUUCUUCUUUUUCACCCUAAUUCUUCUUCUGUCCUUUCCUUUCUUCUUUUCCACAGUUCUUCUUCCUUUUUCUCUUUCUUUUCACCUAAUUCUUCUCCUUCUCUUUUCCUUCUUCUUCUUUUCAACCAGUUCUUCUUUUCUUCCCACCUUAUUUCUGACCGAAUUCUUUUCUUCAUUUGUUUUCUUUUUCCCCCGAUUCCUCUUCUUCACUUCGUUCUCUUCUUCUUUUUUUAA